Messenger RNA from Dendroctonus ponderosae (mountain pine beetle), 3022 nucleotides. Its product is annotated as zinc finger matrin-type protein CG9776. Gene Ontology annotation, molecular function: nucleic acid binding; zinc ion binding. NCBI's taxonomy places the organism in Eukaryota, Metazoa, Arthropoda, Insecta, Coleoptera, Curculionidae. The record is from RefSeq and is a predicted model, not a curated record. Gene Ontology annotation, biological process: positive regulation of DNA-templated transcription; negative regulation of DNA-templated transcription. Bases 649 to 2895 code for a protein of 748 amino acids. The transcript has 17 exons. Gene Ontology annotation, cellular component: nucleoplasm.
CCUUUGCAAAAUGUUUUGUCAACUUGUCACAUCCGGUUGAUGUAGUGCAAGAUUUUAUCGAGUUUAUUAAAACUAUGCGGAACUAAUAAAUUGAUUGAUAUUCGAUGAGUUGUGGUUCUAAUUAAGUUAUGACCGAUGGCAAUUACGGAAAAGCAGAUACAAAUCGUCAACCAUCAGUGACGGGCACUGAAAUCCAUGUAAAUAGAGAUUUUAUUGGUUCCAGGGAUCAGUGGUUUCCGGUUGCUGAUUUAAUUAACAAUUUUCAACCAAACAUUAAUUUGGAAAUGUAUAAUAAUACGGCUCCAUCAUAUCCUCCAGGGUACAAUAAUGCAUACCAGUAUCAGUAUCCAUAUGGCUAUCCAGCAACGUACGGAUAUCAGAAUGCACCUCCAGGCCCGCCAGCGGAGGCGGCGUAUCAACACCAAGUCGGGGGCUGGACCCAAGCGCCUACAGCUCAAGCAAUGCAACAUGGUUAUCCGCCAAUUCCACAUCAGCCUGCCCCCACACCGAACCAAGACCAGAAACUAGAAGGAUUUGUCAUGGAUUAUAAAAAGCUAUGGGAAGGAGGGACCGACCUGAUUGAUCAGUCUAUAAACUUUCCCCAUUUUAAAGCAGGAGUAUAAAAAUAUAGAUAAAAUUGUGCAUGAAAUGCAGCAGCAGAAAGCGACAUUGACCAAACAGCGGGAGGAUUAUGUGAAAAAGGCGAUGGUACUGCGUAGGGAACUGGACGACAUGAAGCAACAGAAACAGGAACUCUCUAGCGGCGAUAUGUCAGAGCGAGAAAUGAGAUUCGUUUUCAAAGAGAACGAGCGAUUACAGGAUGAAAUAAACGGUAAACUGAAGGCGAUUCUUAAUGUAAUUGAAAUGCUCUCAAGUAUCAUUAAAGACGGUAAAAAAAUUGGCGACCUGGAAGCCCAACUUGGAGAGAAAGAAGCGAAUUUCGAGGCCGUUUCUUUAACACCGCAACGGGAAGUAGAAACCGAUGCGAAUGGAAGGCAACAAUCCGUCUCACGGGGCGAUCGAGAAAAGUAUGAAAGCGAAGUGGACAACAAUCAAAGGUUCAGCUAUGUGUACUACGAUACUGGCCUGCAUUGGUGCAGAGCUUGUGACAAAUUCCCGGACACUGCGAAGGAACUCUUGCAGCAUUUGCACAGUAACCAUCAUCAAGACAAAGCAAAGGAAAAUGAGGUGGAUACUACACCUUGGCAUAAACUGCCGUUGGAACCGCUGUUGCCCAGUUUUGAUGACGCUCCUAAGAAAAGGAUACCCAUCAAAGGUCUACAGUUUUUUAUUUCCGCGCCUUCAUGGUACUGCAAAUUGUGUGACGUGUGGAUAGGCGACUUACACUGUGCGUCGCAUCAUCUAAAGUCGUUGACUCAUUUUCAAAACUAUGAGAUUUUUGUGAAACAAAAUCCCCAAUGGGAAACCGAAUGGAUAAAAGACCGUGAAAUCGCAAUGACUCGCAACAUAAAUCAAGCUGCCGAUUCCAGCGGCUCUGAACAAAAGUCUGGUAAAAAGCGGAGUCGGAGGCAAUCCACUGAAAGUUUUCUCAAGGAAAAGAAAAAGAAGAAGCGCUCCAAAAAGAAGAAAAAGAAAGACUCAAGUGAUUCGUCUAGCAGCAGUUCUAGUAGUUCGGAGAGUAGCUCAGAUGAAGAUGAAAAAGAGGACAGGGGAAAGAGCAUCAGAGUGGCGAUGCGAAACAUGCAACAGGUAAAAUCCAUCAUGGACGAGGACAUGUCCAAAUGGACAAUCUUAGAAAAGCUGGUGCAAGACGUUCGCAAAAAAGACGGGGAGAAAAAGGAGAAAGGACCGAGCAAAGGCGAAGAUGAGCUGAUCAAUCAGUGGAUGACUGUCACGAAUCCUGUGCCCGAAAAGGAAAAGAACUUGCUUGAAGGAUUAAAGGACAGAAUGAAAGCCAAACAAGAUAUUGAAAAGGCUAAAGUAGCGGAACUGGAAAAACGUCGCAAGGAUAAGGAGAAGGAAGAGCAGGAAGCGUCUGAGAAGAAACGGAAACAAGCUCGAGAAGAAAGUGAAAAAGCGGAGAAGGAAAGAGAUCGGAAAAAGAAGGAGGAGUUAAAUAGAGUUUGGGACAAGGACAGGGGCAAUGUUCGAUUCAAGCCUGGACGGGACAAUGUGCGUAAGCAAAAACAGGAUAGUGACGAGGAAAACAGAAGCCGCCGCGAUCGACAUUAUCGUCGGGGAAGCAGGGAGAAAGAACGAUCGCCGCAGUUCAAAUCUCGACGAUCUAUUGACCGGAUGUAUAGAGCCUCCAGUAGGGAAUCAUCUAGAGACCGCGAUGAACCCUCAAGGAAAAAGCCGCAUGGGCCUCCCAGUUACAAAAAAUUGCCUUUCAUCGGCCGAAUGCCAUUGUUCAAGAAGAAAAUGGGACAAAAAGAUUCGGACAAGGAGAAGGAAUUAAAAGAAGAAGUGUAUGAACCAACAAGGAAAACAAGGUUUGAAUCCGGUAAUUUGACGCGAGCCUACAUCCCGAGACCGGAGGUGGUUUGUUUCCCGAUGCUGUCAAGCAUUCCGCCUAUUUCGGCGCCCCCAGAACCAACCGCAGUAGAAGAAGUCGCUUAUCCUACUCCAAUGCCUUCGCAAGAAUACCAGACUCCGCUCCCAAAACCGCCGGUUGCUCCGAAAUUGUCAAGCAAAAAGAAGAGUUCGUUGGCUGCCCCGCCACCACCUCCUCCAUUGGACAACCAUCACAAGGAUGAUGAAAACGACGAUAUGGAUUUGGUUCCAACCAUAGAAUCCACGUUUUAUCAGAUGUAUGAAGAGAGUGGCUUUGAGACCUUGCCUCAUCCCCCUUUGGAGCCGCCGCCACUACCACCAGAUGAUGAUUUGGCUCUGUUGGGAAUUUGUGCUGAUGAUAUGGCUGCCCAAUCAUUUUAACCUGUUUUAAAUGUUCACUUAGGUUCUUUCUUUUUUUCCGAUAGGUAGUUGCAUUAUUUUUAAUAUUAAAUCACAAGAUUCUAACUGAACAGUUAAUUAAAUUAGACAUAUAGGUUUUCUUGAACAA